UGAAAAUGGAUUGGAAUGGUCAAGAUGGCUGUUAUGUUAUUAAGAUAAAAAUGGGGCAAAGUGAAGUUGGAAUGAAAGCAUGUUUCACGGAUUUAAUAACACAUAUGCAAGCCAACAAAUUUCAUGUGGUUGAUUUGUUUUUAAAAAAAGCUCUAGAGGUUCCAAUCCAAAAACAGUUGAAGGUGCUGAUACGUGAAAUAAAGCAGCAUGGAGAAGAGAUAGAUAUGAUUAACAAGGAGAAUGCAGGAAAAAAACUACCAGAAAUAAAUUAUGUUAAACUUGUGAGAGUUUUCCUCAAGGGUGACGAUUAUGCAGAAGUAGUAACAGAAUGUGUGAAGUUAAAUGAAAAGCAGGAGGAAAGUAAAUGGCAAUGGCAUAUCACAGAUCAAACAUCCUUUCCAUUCAGUGUGGAGGUUGUUGGGCCAAAGACUACGGCUGAAGAUGUCUAUAAGAAAGUUGUACAAGACAUUUCUUCUAUUCAGGCUACCUUUAGAUUUAAAAUGAAAAUUCAGAGCAAAGAAAUAAAGAAAGUGAAAAAAGCAGUAGAAAAAUUGAAGAAAGAUAUUUCUGAGAUUACUCUAGAUGAGGAUUCUAAUCAAGUUGUAUGUGAUGCAACUCAAUCACAAAUUAUUCUCGUCAAAAAAGAAUUGGCUAUGUAUGAAGAUUUGUCCCUUUCCUAUGACAUGAGUGAAGAUGACUACGCUGCGUUGAUAUAUAUCACAAAUGAUGAUGAAUGGCGAUCUCAUGUAAAACAAAGAUAUGUGAAAGGAAAAGUGAUAUUUGAUGUUGAAGAUUCAAAUGAUGUAAGCAUGGUGGCCACAUGCAUAAAAAGUAAACUGGAGUGGCUGAUGCAGCUAGCAGGAACAGAAGUAAUUCCUCCAAGCAAUCAUUCAACUCCACUUACAGAUUUAUUAUCUGAAGUAGAAGAUACUUGGCCUGUAAUGUAUUGUUUCUUGUCCUUUGAUAGGAAAAGAAUAAUUAUUAAAGCUUCAAGCUACGAACAAGCUCAACAGGCAAAGCAUAUGAUAGAAGUCAAUCUUGGAAUGGUACAACAAGGUGGUGGACGCAGAAAUAGGAAAUUUGCUUCACCAGAUGAAGUUGGUCCUGGACCUGUUUCUUCCCCAUCUAGCACUUCUGAUUUGACCAUCAGAGGUGGAACAACCUUCAAAACUAAGGAAGGUAUUAAAAUAUUUGUGUAUUCAACCGGGAUUGGUAACCUUAAAGUAGACACUUUAGUCAAUGCAGCUAAUAGGGAUUUAAUGCAUGGUGGUGGAAUAGCAUACCAUAUCAGUAAUGCAGCUGGCUAUCAGUUAGAUAAAGAAUGUGAUGAUCAUGUCAGAGUCCAUGGGCCUCUACAUGUUGGAACCUGUUAUUCUAGUACUGCAGGGAAUCUGCCAUACAAGUCUAUUAUUCAUGCUGUUGGACCAAUGUGGCAUUCAUAUCCACACAACAAAAAGCAACAAUGUCUUGAUGAUUUGAGGAAAACUGUUGUAUCAGCUUUACAAAAAGCAGAGUCUUUUAGAUUUACUUCAAUAGCUAUACCUUCUAUUAGCUGUGGUAUAUUUGGUGUGCCAAAGGAGCUGUGUGCCAAGGAGUAUUAUGGAGCUGUUAUAGAGUACAGCAGAAAAUCUCCAAGUUCGUCAGUUAGAGAAAUACAUUUUAUCGACAAAGACAGAGGAAUGUGCAGGCUGAUACAGGAAACAUUUGAGAAGGAAUUUGGUAUCAAAGGUCAACAGAUGUGAUGUAGCAUAUUGCCACGAUCAUAUGUGUGGAUUUAGAAUUUUAUUUUAGUGAGCAUAUAAGUAGUGUUAAUCAUUUUUCUCUGUACUUUUCUAUGCAUUAUAUAAUUUGUUUUCUAUUUUGGUUGUAACAAUGCUACUUAUAUAAUAUUAUAGACUGUAUGAUUCUGUCUACAAACAUCAGGCUUUUCAAGACAUUUAAUAUCUUCACCACAACUAUAUAUAGAUUUUAGUAAUGAAGUUUAAAGUUCAGAAAGUUAAGAUUUCCUUAUAGCUGUAAUUUUAAAAGAAUUGAAAAAAGAUUUCCUUAUAGCUGUAAUUUUAAAAGAAUUGAAAAUCCUCUUAGGGGAAAAUUUUUGAUAAUGCUUACUGGUCAUAUGAAACGUACUGUCUUAAUUAUCAGAAGAAAAAUAGAAAUAAUUUUCUAGCAGUAUUGGGUUAAAAGAAUUCAUGAUUUUGUAGUAGACUAUUCUCCGUGUUGAAGACCGUACUGUGACCUAUAAUGGUUUACUUUUAUAAAUUUUGACUUGGAUGGAGAGUUGUCUCAUUGGCACUCAUACCACAUCUUCUUAUAUCUAUUAACUGCAUUAUGCAAGUUGGGUUUUUUCUAGUCUAAAAGUUUCAGUUUGGUAUAUUUAUAAUUAUUUACUAAAAACAAAUUAGAUUAUCCUUUAAUAAUGUUGAU
Messenger RNA from Mytilus californianus (California mussel), 2424 nucleotides. RefSeq lists its product as uncharacterized. The transcript is spliced from 5 exons. Gene Ontology annotation, cellular component: cytoplasm; nucleus. The coding region runs from base 6 to 1742 and encodes 578 amino acids. Gene Ontology annotation, molecular function: transcription corepressor activity. The record is from RefSeq and is a predicted model, not a curated record. Gene Ontology annotation, biological process: negative regulation of gene expression. Lineage: Eukaryota; Metazoa; Mollusca; Bivalvia; Mytilida; Mytilidae.